CUUCGCCUCUUAAAUUAAAAUUAGGGUUUAUCUAUUGAAUCGCUCGGAUUCAGUCGCCUGCUCACUUGAAUUUACUUUGCAAGCUCAAGUGUAUCCGGACAUAAAUUUUGGAAAGCAAGAUGGUUAGACCGUAUGGGAUUAAAGUGAACAAGAGAAAGGAGAGACAAGAGAGGUACGAUAAGGAAGAGGAUGAAGAAGAAGAACAACCCAAGCUCGAGAAAAAACAAAAGCCAGAAAAAAGUGUGAAGAAGGCAAAGAGAGAAAGCACCUCAAAAGCAGAGGAAGAUAAUGAAGAUAAUGAAGAGAAAGAAACAAGUGAGGAAGCAGCAGAUGAUCUUGAUGUGGGAAUACCUAUUGUCCUUUCCGAUAAUAAGAAGGAAAAGCCCGGUGUUAUUUUCGUCCUUGAGAAGGCCUCUCUUGAAGUUGCCAAAGUUGGAAAGACUUACCAGCUACUAAACUCUGAUGACCAUGCCAAUUUCUUGAAAAAAAAUAACAGAAAUCCUGCUGAUUACAGACCAGACAUCACUCACCAGGCUCUUCUAAUGAUUUUGGAUAGUCCGGUUAAUAAGGCUGGAAGGUUGAAAGCGGUUUACGUUAGAACAGAACAAGGUGUUCUUUUUGAAGUUAAGCCUCACGUUCGUAUACCAAGAACAUACAAGCGAUUCGCUGGAAUCAUUUUGCAAUUGCUACAAAAGCUUAGCAUCACUGCAGUUGGCAGGCGUGAGAAACUCUUACGGGUGAUCAAGAACCCUGUUACAUUGUAUCUACCGGCUAACUCAAUGAAAAUAGGAUUCUCGCAUAGCUCGGAAAAGCUCGUCAAUAUGCAGAAGCACCUGGCUACCGUCUGUAAUGAUUCAGAUACUGUUUUUGUGCUCGGUGCGAUGGCACACGGGAAAAUAGAUUGUGACUAUAUUGAAGAUUUCGUGGCCAUUUCAGGGUAUCCUCUGAGUGCAGCCUACUGUAUCUCAAGGAUCUGUGAGGCAUUAUCAACAAACUGGAAUAUUCUAUAAAGAGUACGAGCAAGGUGGUCUUUGUUUUAUCUCUCUACUGUUUCAAUGGUGGAACCAUAUAAGUUUCUGUUGGUGCACAUUGUUCAAUCUGUUAUAGAGUUUUAAAGUUUUUAAACUUUCUGUCAGAAUAUACCCGAAAAACAAAAAUGGAAUGCAGUAAAAUGAAGAGUCCUUUGAUUAUGAUUU
Eutrema salsugineum is the source of this 1196-nucleotide messenger RNA. RefSeq names its product ribosomal RNA small subunit methyltransferase NEP1. Gene Ontology annotation, biological process: rRNA base methylation. Gene Ontology annotation, cellular component: small-subunit processome; nucleolus. Lineage: Eukaryota; Viridiplantae; Streptophyta; Magnoliopsida; Brassicales; Brassicaceae. Bases 120 to 1010 code for a protein of 296 amino acids. Gene Ontology annotation, molecular function: rRNA binding; rRNA (pseudouridine) methyltransferase activity. The record is from RefSeq and is a predicted model, not a curated record. The transcript has 8 exons.